This is a messenger RNA of Pieris brassicae (large cabbage white), 1842 nucleotides long. RefSeq lists its product as uncharacterized. The transcript has 4 exons. The record is from RefSeq and is a predicted model, not a curated record. Bases 95 to 1696 code for a protein of 533 amino acids. Lineage: Eukaryota; Metazoa; Arthropoda; Insecta; Lepidoptera; Pieridae.
GUUUAACGCCUUUUAUAAACACUAGUCAUAAUGUGAUGUAACAUACAUCACAUUAUAACUAGUGUUUAGUGGAGUGUAUUCUGAAGUUGUAACGAUGAAAAGGAUUAUGCAUAUUCUAUUUUUGAUGAGUUUUGUUUAUUUAUUAAAAGCUGACGAGAACUGCAUCGUUUCGCAGGAUGCAACCCCUGAUGAAAGCAAAACUAUUUUCGAAGACUAUCCAUCAAUAGAAUUAGCUGUCACUCCUAUGGAUGUUGCCAGUGAUAUGGACGAGAAACCUGACUAUGCAUAUUUGAAGGACUCUUCCAGUGAAGAAAUUUAUAAAGCCGCUAACGUCAGUCAAUUCAAAGAUUCUUCAAGUGAGAUAAAAAGCGAAAAAGAUAGUGAAAAGGCAGAAGAGAAUUUAAAAGAUACAGAUACUGCUGGACCAUCUCACAGUUUAAACCAUACAAUCAUAUCUGAAUCACGAAAUAAUACGGAUAGUAAUAAACAAAAUAAAACUUUAAUGUAUAAAAGUGUCCAUGACAGCAAAAUUUUAAAUGAUAAUGAAACCAUUGCGGAUAGCCAAGACGAUGACAAACCUGAUGUCGAAUUAGUUGACAAAACCUUUAAAUCUGACUUAGAAAAACCCAGUAAAAAAAGUACUACUUCACCGAAACCAAAUACAACAAUAGAUGAUAUGGAUGAUCUAAUACUAGAAAAGUACAUAAAAAGUUUUGACGAUGAUGAAUUUGAUAAAAGUCUUCAUCACGAAACUCAAAGUAAAUUUGAUGAAAGUGAUUCUGAACUCGAUGGAUUAGAUCACGAUUUUCAACCAAGCAGAAGAAUGUUUGAUUUUGUUCCUGAUAUGAAUUAUAAGGGAAGAUCUAAAAGUCGUGAACUUUUGGAGACUAGUAUUCCAAUAACUGCACCUGAGCCACCAUUGGAUGAUAGACCAAAUACUUUCCCAUCUAUAUUAUUACCAAAUAUACCCGUACCAGAUCCAUACAGACUGAAAAACAUACGGUUACCUCACAACAAUAAUGAGGGUUUAUUCCAAUUUGGUGACUCACAAGAUAUACUAAACUCAAGAGGAACAUUAUUUGGAUCGAAUCUUGCAGAAGAAAAUAAGCUUAAUAUUCAAAAUGGAUUCGGCAUGUUACAGGAAAUGAUAAAUAAUCAAAAUAGAAUGGCUCCAGAAAUUCCGGACAUAUCCGGCCCCAAUAAAUGGAAUCAAGCCCUUACUUUGCAGAAUGAAGCAAACACAUGGAUACCCAACGUGAUGACGGUACCGAAUAGAUGGAAACUGACACCGGGAUACCAAAAUAUUCCAAAUGGCUGGUUACAUCUGAGUACAUUAAACAUUCCAAAUGGUUUUAUUCCAACAAGAACAAAAUUAUCUCAAGAAAUAUACGAUCCUACGGACUUUGAAACAAACUCUAUCCUUCCGUUCGAAUAUACCACUUUAGAUUCUAACGCCUAUCCCUACGUUUUAGCAAAAAGACCCAAAAUAACUGAAACAAAUAGAAACCUUGUUAUACCACCAAGUCUUCCCAAUCCUCAGCUACCAUAUAUUGGAUUUGGUAUAGUAAGAUAUCCUGGUGCUUAUCCAACUUUGGAACCCAGGUUGAUGGGUGGAAGAAAUCUUGCAUUGGUUCCUAGGUCUCAGCGAUUUUUAAUAGACAACAGUUUUCUCUACAAUCGAAUGUGCUGUUAUUAAUUUGUAAAAUUAUAAAGCAUAUUUAGUUACCUCACAGCUAUAAUCACGAGGCUAUCGUGAUUGACGAAAAAAUGUCGCGAUGGUCUUAUAAUAAAAAUUGUUGCAAUAAAAUUCCUUUUCUAUGGAAAAGGAAUUUUAACAGUGUU